This is a messenger RNA of Bursaphelenchus xylophilus (pine wood nematode), 3748 nucleotides long. NCBI's taxonomy places the organism in Eukaryota, Metazoa, Nematoda, Chromadorea, Rhabditida, Aphelenchoididae. The record is from the annotation of a GenBank genome assembly.
AUGAAUUGCGUGGAACGGCAGCUGUUUUUGUUGGUGAUUUUGGUCGUGGGAAUCCGAUCACAAGAAGAAGAUCGACAAAGCGAAGUGCUAAUCCGUUUAUUACUGCCCAAUUAUGAUGGUAAGUAAAAAAUUUAUUGGUAAAACUGAUCCUCAAAAAAGCUGUAAAUAAAAACGAGGCCUUGUUACGUGUAUUUUACCGUCUUAGCGUUUUUGCCCUUUGUUUGGACCGCACAGUGCGAAAAUUCAGUUUUUGGUUUUUUGCACUGUGCAAUCCAAAUUUUGCUCCCAAAAUUCGAAUCCCAGUGGCACAAAAUCUGUAAAAAUCUUUCAAGUCCAUCUUCUCACAAUCGUACUUUACCAUGUCUACACGUUUUUUAAUGUUUUUGGACCGCACAGUGCAAAAAUUCAGUUUUUGGGUUUUCGCACUGUGCAAUCCAAAUUUUGGUCUCAAAAUUCGAAUCCUAGUGGCGCAAAAUCUGUAAAAAUGUCUCAAUCCAUGUUCUGACGAUCGUAUUUUACCAUAACUAAACGUUUUUUACUGUUUUUGGACCGCAUAGUGCAAAAAUUCAGUUUUUGGGUUUUCGCACUGUGCAAUCCAAAUUUUGGUCUCAAAAUUCGAAUCCUAGUGGCGCAAAAUCUGUAAAAAUGUCUCAAUCCAUGUUCUGACGAUCGUAUUUUACCAUAACUAAACGUUUUUUACUGUUUUUGGACCGCAUAGUGCAAAAAUUCAGUUUUUGGGUUUUCGCACUGUGCAAUCCAAAUUUUGGUCUCAAAAUUCGAAUCCUAGUGGCGCAAAAUCUGUAAAAAUGUCUCAAUCCAUGUUCUGACGAUCGUAUUUUACCAUAACUAAACGUUUUUUACUGUUUUUGGACCGCACAGUGCAGAAAUUCAGUUUCUGGUUUUUCGCAGUGUGCAAUCAAAACUUUUGUCCCAAAAUUCGAAAUUCGGUGGCAAAAAAACUGCAAAAAUUUUUCUCAUGUCAAGAUUUUAUCCUUCGUAUUUUACCGUAUUUAUAUUUUUUACUUUUUAUUUGGGGUGCACAGUGCAAAAAUUCUGUUUUUCGUUUUUCGCACGGUGCAAUAAAAACUUUUGUCCCAAAAUUCGAAAUCCUGUGGGCAGAAAAUGUGUAAAAAUCUUUGAACAUCGAGCACGCGUUAUCGUAUUUUACCAUAUCUACAUUUUUCUCUUUCUUUUUUGGACCGCACAGUGCAAAAAUUCUGUUUUUCGUUUUUCGCACUGCGCAAUCAAAAUUUUUGUCCCAAAAUUCGAAAUUCGAUGGACAGAACAUGUGUAAAAAGCUUUGGACGUCGACCUAACACCGUCUUAUUUUACCGUAUCUACAUUUUUUAUUUUUUCUCAACCGCACAGUGCAAAAAUUGAGCUUUUGAUUUUUCGCACGGUGCAAUCAAAAUUUUUGUCCCAAAAAUCGAAAUCCUGCGGGCAGAACAUGUGCAAAAAUCUUUGAUCUCAGGCUCUCAUCGUCGUAUUUUAUCUUCUCUAUAUUUCUUUACAUUUUCUGAACCGCACAGUGCAAAAAUUGAGUUUUUGAUUUUUCGCACGGUGCAAUAAAAACUUUUGUCGCAAACUUCAAAAUCAUGUUCAAAAAACUGUAUAAAAUUUUUCAUGCCGACCUUAUCCUUCGUAUUUUACCGUAUGUACAUAUUUUUUAUUUCUGGACCGCAAAUUGCAAAAAAAUUUUUAAAAUUUUUUUUAUUUUAAAAACUUUUUUACUAUAAAAAUCGCGUUUUCAGCUCUAAUUCAACGAAAAUUGGAGGCGAACCCAGCCUAUGAUGUCCUUGUCCCAAAAACCGAAACCGAAUCGGAGAAUCUGAUCGCCAACAACCUUGCGCUCUAUUUACAACUCCAAGACGAGGUCUUCCGGGAAGGUGGCCUUUCCGCCGCGAUGAGCGAGGUCAUUCAAAGUGUAAGGGACAAAAAAAAUUUUUUUUUAAGGAUGAAAAGAUCUUAUAAAUCAACAAAAUUUUUUUUUUUAAAUCUAAAAAUCAACAAAAAAUUUUUAAAUGAAAAAAAUUUUCAAAUUGAAAAAAAAUUUCGAAAAUUUUGGCUGCCAAAAAAUUUAAAAAAAUAAAAAGAAAAAAUUUUUCUAAGCUCAAGAAAAAAUUAAAAAUCAAAUUAAUUAAAAAUUUUAAAAAUCUUUUAAUUUUUUUUGUUCAAAUUUUCGCUGUCGACUUUUUUUAAAACUAGAAAAUUUUUUCUAACCUUAAAAAAAUUAAAAUCCAAAAAUUAAUUAAUCUUUUUUUAUUUUUUUUUCAAAUUUUUUCAGAUGAUCAAAGUUGGAUUUGUCGCCCCUACAGAGCGAGAAGUCUCGAGAUUUUACACAAUUUUUGAGAAAUUGAAUCCUCAAGAAAUGGACAAGCUCAAACAAGGGAUGCCCAAGCAAAUGGAAGAGAUUGAAAGUAAGAAAUCAAAAAAAUAAAAAAAAAAAAAAUUUUUUGAAAAAAAAAUGUUUUUUCGAACUUUAAAGGCCGUAUUUUACCUCCAGAACUUCUUGAUACUCUCUGACUUUACACUGAAAUUCCAAUAAGCAGUAAAGUUCACAAUCCUGAAACAGUUUUGUCAAGUUUUUGUCAUCAAUUAGUUUUCCCUUGCACUUUUUGUAAUAAGAGUAAUGACAAGCGGGAAUUUCAGUGAAAACGAGAACCAACCUUCAUUUUACAGGCGUUGUAAAAGUGCAGUUUAAAAAAAAUUUUAAAAAGAAAUUGCUGUACUGCUUUAUUUUUUUCUAAUAAUUACGUGUAAAAAACAAAAAAAAAAUUAAAUUUUUUAAAAAUAAAAAAAUUUUAAUUUUAAUUUUAAAAAAAAUAACCGUAAUCCACGUUACAGUAAUCUAACAAAAAAAAGUUAACGUAAACGUUUCUAAGAAUUAGGCCUAGAAUAGGUCUUAUCAAUUUCAGCCCGUUUGAAGCAGUUUUAUUUUUCACGGAUUCCGCGACUAAAAUAGUAUAAACCCUGUUCUAACCUCAAACUCAUGUUCCAUUGAUGUCUAAAAAUACUCAGCGUUGCUCAUAUAACCCUCAUAAUUCCAUUAAAUGUCGUUUCCACAUUUUUCACAAUAUUUGUCUCCAGCGGGGAUCGAACCAGGGUCGUCAGAUUACUAGUUUUCGUCAAAACCCACUGCGCCAUGAUUUAUCUGCCACGGAAUCAAGGAUGCAAAUUACAUGUUCCUAGACCAGAAUUUUACGCUGAUUCCAAAUCUGCAAUAAAAUCGUGUGGGAUUUUUGAUUUGAAGGAGAUACGGUCGAUUUUUAUCGACCGGAGGUCAAAAACUGUAUGUUACAGUAAUCCUACUAACUUGAAAUUGCGAUUUUUGAAUUUGCCAUCCACCAAAACCUAUAUGGUGUCGGUUUCGUCAAGUUGUCUUUAUUGCGACGGCAACACCAGAGCUCAGAAGGACGGUUAUAACCGUAUGCAAUUUUCUACCUUCCGGGCAUCACUGGGCAAAAAAAAUUGGGAAUGUGUUUUAGUGACCUAUACCAACAUUUUGGGCCAAAAAACUCAAAAAAAAAAUUUUUUUGAGUGUCCCCGGCUGACGCAGCGAGCCAAAAAUCGUCUUUUAAUUAAAAAAAAUAAAAAAAUUUUAUUUUGAUAUUUUUAAAAUAAAAAAAAUCCAGACACUCUCCGUGAAAUCCGCGCCUCCGAAGACGACGCAACGAAAACUCAGCGGGAAAAUGAGAGGAUCGACCAAACCGAACGCCUCAUGAUGUCCAGAAUGGAUCGACGCCUCUAG